CGUCGACCAAUCUGAAUAAGUGGGAGGAGCGCGUCCGCCCACAAAAGCCACAGCUAUCUGAGCGUAUCUCCCCUUUUAUAUCCCCAAAAUGAAAGAGUAACGGAAUUAAAAAGGAAUAGGAGCAUCAUAUAAAUAGCGGUUGCUUUUCUGAGGGCUUGCGGACGGCUACGACGUGCUCGGAGCGGCGGCGGCAAGCGGCUACGGCACAACAGGGGUGUUGUCCUGAUGCUUAAAUGGAAGUGGGUGGGCCUCUUCGGUGACACACCACGAACGCCGUUGUGGAUUUUCCAUCGUGACAGGCGCUAAAUUGCUCCUUUAUGAACGCUCGAUCUGAGUAAGGAGACUACGGCGGCUGUGCUUGGGGCGCCAGUGCCUUGCGGGGGUCGGUCGGAGCUUUCUCCGUUAUUUCUGUCAAGCGGGAAGGGGGGGCUGUUCGGCUGUGUCUCCGCCCUUCCUGGACGGUGGGUGGUUUCGUGAAAACGGGCAGAUCCGCCACGGCCCAGAGCCGAACAUAUAGGCCGUCCUCCGCCUCCGUUCCCGGUCGGCCGGCCUUCUACCGUGAACUACACCCUCUCCCUCUUGGUAUAUUCAUGCGUUAUGAGUGACUCCAAGAAGGAAUCAUCGGGAACUGAAGGAGGGAAAGCGUCAAAAAAGGGGAAAAAUUCUGGAUCCUCACAGGAUUCCUCACAGCCCUCUCCAUUGGCUCUGUUGGCGGCCACCUGCAGUAAAAUCGGAGGGCAGGCGGGAGGGGAGGGCGCCCAGGUGCAGGCGGGGCCCCAGCAGAUCCAACUCCAGGCUGGUCAGAUUCAGCUCCAAGCGGGUCAACUCCAGGGCCAGAUUGUAGUGGACGCAUCUGGUGGCCAGGCCCUCGUCCCCCAGCAGCUGGAACUGGUCCCGGCUCAGUUCACGGGGAACGGCUGGCAGAUCGUUACAGCGCCACCUGCCAUGGCUAAGGAGAACACCAACCAGCCUGUAGCUGUGACGGUGGCCACGACCGUUCCUAAUGACAGCUCACCUGGACGCAAGGUGAAAGCCGUAGCCGGGACCAACAGUGUGGCGGCCAAUCAGCAACAGCAGUUCCAGAUAAUCCAGGUUCAAAACCUGCCCAAUGCUGGCGGCGGGGUCCAGUACCAGGUCAUCCCUCACCUGCAGACAGCAGAUGGCCAGCAGAUCCACAUCAACCCAACUCAGCAGGCCUCCAUCGGGGCUCUGCCCGAGCAGCUUCAACUCAUACAGAGUCCGAGCCCAGGUCAGGCUCCGGCUAUUCUACAGACAGCCAACCAGCAGGCCAUCCUAUCAAGUACAGCCAAUCAGACAGUCCCGCUGCAAAUCCGUCCCGCUCAGUCAUUCCCCCUGCAACUGCAGACCCUUCAGGGCUCUCAGACGCCCGUCAUGACCACAGUACCCAUCAACCUUGGCGGCAUGACCCUGGCUUUGCCUGUGAUCAAUAACGUCGGAGGAGGCGGGGCCGUGCAGCUCAUCCAAUCGGCAGAUGGUACUUUUUCUGUUGCUAGCGGCAACCAGUUGAUGACCGCAGCGGCAGUCUCGGGGGCAGCGCCAACACCGGCGGUGGCUGAGGGUGACGCCGCACCAGAGGGAACGCAAGUAGUCUCCUCUGCCAUUGAGGCCACAACAAGUGAAAACCAAGCACAAAGCACCGAGACAGACUCUCAAAGUCAGAAUCAGGCCAACGGGGUCCAAAGCCAGACAGACGCACCAGGAACCAUUCAACAAGUGAUCGUCGGGCAAGUGGGACAUCAGCUUGUGCAGCAAAUCCAGCUGCAACCCCAAGCUACCGGUCAGAACCAAGGCCAGCAGCAACAGAACAUUCAGACUCUCCAGCUGGCUCCCGGUCAAACCCUGCAGCCCAUUCAGGCCUUCCAGAAUCCAGCCCAGGUCCUUAUUCGCACACCCACCCUAUCCCCGUCUGGGCAGAUUGCAUGGCAGACGCUGCAGCUCCCCGGCGGAGUCUCCCUCCAGGGAAGCCUGGGAGCGGCGAUGCCACAACAGCUCACGCUGGCCCCGGUGGCUGGUGGCACAACAGUGGGGAGCGGUGGAUUGGUCUCCCUAGGGGGAACCCCCCUGACACUGAGCGCAGCUCAGAUCAACCCGGGUUCUGGCGUACAGACAGUUAGCAUCGCUGGGCUCGGCAACGCCGGGGUCCAGGUGCAGGGUGUUCCCCUCACCAUUACUGGUCUACAGGGUCAACCGCAAGGACAGGACGGGGUCAAAGUUCAGUCCUCUCCCGUGACGGUCACAGUGGGUAACGUGGCAUCCAGUUCAUCGAUGAGCCCGGAUCAGUUAGGGACCGUGCAGAGCUCCUCAGACCAGGAGGGACCCCCGAGCAAGAGGCUUCGUCGAGUCGCCUGUUCUUGCCCAAACUGUAGAGAUGGAGAGGCAAGAAACAGUGGAGACCCCACAAAGAAGAAGCAACACAUCUGCCACAUGGAAGGCUGCGGUAAAGUGUACGGCAAGACCUCCCACUUGAGGGCCCACCUGCGCUGGCACACGGGCGAAAGGCCUUUUGUCUGCAACUGGAUCUUCUGCGGUAAAAGGUUCACCAGGAGCGAUGAGCUGCAGAGACACCGGAGAACGCACACAGGAGAGAAACGCUUUGAGUGUCCUGAUUGCUCCAAGCGCUUCAUGAGAAGCGACCACCUUUCCAAGCACAUCAAGACCCACCAAAACAAAAAGAGUGGCGCUACCAUGGCCAUCAUCACCACCGACAACCUUGAUGAUGAUGUCCCUGAGUGUCUCCCAGCUUCUCCUCAAAUAGUCACUGUGGCGACCCUCUCCCGUGACUCUGAGCCCGCUACACCUACCACCUCCAAUCACUUGGAGGAGGAGGAGGAGGAAGCGGAGGAAUUUGAGUAGGAAAGCGGUUGUCGUCUAUGUUCAAAGGGACAACUUCUUCUGCGGAAGGGGCCAGAUUGGACUCAGUCCACCGCCAACAACAAAAUUAAACUUCUCAUCUAGGGUCCAAAAAAGAACAUGAAUUGUGUUACAAUUAACACAACAAGAACAAUUCACAUGUGAUUUUUUUUCCUAAAUGGUGACAAAAUCUAUCUCUAUGCACAAAGUUGUGUACCUGUUUCUUACCUGUCGGACAGGGCUGAGGGUCAAUCAAGGUACAGGACUGUUGCAGUCCUGGGAAAGCGUGAGUGCAAGUUAACCCAUGUGUUUUGUGUGUGUGUGUUUUGAAGAGGAUCUACCCAAUUUGAAAAUUCCUUUGUGAACUGGUAUAAAAAACAAGGAAGAAAAAAAAGCACAAGGAAAGAUUUCUAUAUAUUGCAUUCCUACUGCGGCAGAGGUGAUUAGGAAAAAAGGUUUCUAUGAAGAAAACAAUCUAGCUUUCGACAACUUUGUGAGGUGAAAGCAAUACUUAAUGACAAUCUAGAGGAACAUGUUUACAUUGCCAGGGAGGGGGGGUUAAGCAAAGAGCACAUGAGAGCAGUGGUUUCUUGGGUUUUUGGGGGGUUUCCGCGCUUUUAAUUCAUUAGCUGCCAUUGAAGUGAACGUUUCUGAGGUGAGGCUGUAUUCGUAAAUCAUUUCUGUAGCAGCCAAUGAGUUAAAUUUGCAGGCAAACCUUACUCGGUGACCCACUACUGCCUUAACACAAGCUAUAUGAGGGGAGAGAGGCGGAGUUUGUGGUGGGUUAGGGGUGGGAUCUAAAGGCUGUUUAGCUGUGUGGUGAUGAGUUGUGGUGGUAUUGCUCUGUGUUAGUCCAGUGCGUACAGUCUCAUUUAUAACAAAAAAAAAAAAAACAGGAAAAAAAGUAUAUUUUAUAGAACUUGCUUUGAAAGCCCGCCCCUCCCAGUUAACACACAGCAAGGUCACUGUGUAAAGCUAAUUUAUUAUCCUUGGUUUGUAAUAUUUGCCUUCUUGCUGGACUCGUAUUUGUGUGUGUGUGUUGAUUCUAAACUUGUGUAUGGCAUGUUCAGGUUUUUUUUUUUUCUUCUUUUUUUUUUGGUAGUAUACUUUUUUGUUUUCUUCCUCCUUGCGCCAUAUUGUGUUUUUCUUUUUGGAGAGAAAAGCAAAAAAAAAAAAAAAAAAAAAAAGGUGUUUCAAA
This is a messenger RNA of Corythoichthys intestinalis (scribbled pipefish), 4069 nucleotides long. RefSeq names its product sp4 transcription factor (gene sp4). Lineage: Eukaryota; Metazoa; Chordata; Actinopteri; Syngnathiformes; Syngnathidae. Gene Ontology annotation, molecular function: DNA-binding transcription factor activity, RNA polymerase II-specific; RNA polymerase II cis-regulatory region sequence-specific DNA binding. The coding region runs from base 598 to 2874 and encodes 758 amino acids. Gene Ontology annotation, biological process: regulation of transcription by RNA polymerase II. The record is from RefSeq and is a predicted model, not a curated record. The transcript is spliced from 7 exons.